UCCUGCACUGUUCUGACACACACACACACACACACGGCUGGAAGUCCACUUUCAUUUUCGGUGUAUUGUUUGAUUCGGGUUCUUUAUCUGAGAGCUGAAGAGAACUGGAUCCUGUACAGCGGCUGUUUUCUCCCUCUGCUCAAGGCUGUGGGAGUACCUCUCAUCCCUCCCCUCUGAGAGAGCUCGGUCAAUCAGCUCUCUCUAGACCUCCGGCUGUGAGAGGUUACAGCGUCACCCAGGGAUCGAACCAGCGAUCUCCGGAUGAUAGGAUGAGAAUUAGACUCGGAAUAAACCCCGGAACUGGAGUGAGAGUCGUGUAGAGAGUGCAAGUUCCAUGGUUCUGAUGAUGGACUGUGUGGAUCAGGAUGGAGCCGAAGCUCCUCAGGACGCCACCAGGUUACUGACACAUCACCGAGAGGUUUUAGUUGAACAUGUGAAAAACACGCAGUGCAUUUUAGACAAUUUAAAGAUGAACGGCUUCAUCUGCAAUGAAGAUAUUGAGAUCAUCCAGCGUUCAGCUACUAAAACAGAACAGGUGCGUAAAAUCCUGGAACUGGUGCAGAGUAAAGGCGAAGAGGCUUCUUCAUAUUUUAUUCAGAUUCUGCACCAGGCGUAUGACGCGUUCAUUGACCUUCGUCCUUGGUUUAACAAAAUUCACUACAAACCUGCUGAGUGUGUGAAGGACAUCCCUGUGAUUAACACAGACCCUAUUAGCAGAUACAGUGAGAAACUCCGACAGGAACUCUGCAGAGACACUCAGUUCCUCACCUCAUACUCUCACAGGGAGGAGACGCGUCUGGAGGAGCUUUACACAGACACGCAGAUGGAAAUCCUGAACGAGAGAGGAGAGAGUCUGGGCUUCUUGCAGAAUCUGGAUGACAUUCUGGGAGAAGAAGGCGUGUUCAACCAGCAGGCUGAGACUAUCUUAAUCACAGGUGAUGCUGGAGUGGGAAAGUCCAUUCUGCUCCAGAAGCUCCAGAACAUGUGGUCCAAAAGAGAGUUGAACACCAGAGCAAAGUUUUUCUUCACAUUUAGGUGCAGGAUGUUUAGCUUCUUUAAGGAGAACGAUGAGAUCUCACUGAAGGAUCUGAUUUUCAAACACAACUGUUAUCCAGAUGAAGACCCAGAUGGAGAGGUGUUCGGAUACAUCCUGCGGUUUCCAGAGUCUGUACUUUUCACAUUUGAUGGAUAUGAUGAAAUCCAAAUGGACUUCGAACUAGAAAACAUGCCAGAGGUGGCUUCUCCUGAGGAAAGAACACAUCCACUUUUAGUUCUCAUGAACCUGCUGAGAGGAAAACUGCUCAAAGGUUCUCGAAAAAUCUUAACGGCUCGGACCGGCACAGAAAUCCAGAGCAGAGUGAUCCGGAAGAAAGUGUUUCUGAGAGGUUUCUCACCAGAACAUCUCAGAAAAUAUCUGUCUCAUCAUUUUCCCCAGAAGGAGCAAAGGGACAUGGUGUCUGUACAACUGGACGCGAACCCUCACCUCUGUGGUCUCUGCUCUUUCCCAUUGUUCAGCUGGAUCAUUUUCAAGAGCUUUAAGCACCUUCAGAGCAUGUACGAUGAUGUUGAGCUGCCGGAUUCGUGCAUCACACUCACCAACGUCUUCCUCCUGCUGUCGGAGGUGUUCCUGAGCCGGGGCAGUCCAAGCGCUGGACUGCUUAAGAGAAGCACACGCUGCACCACAGACACGUUUAAAUCAGGGCUGAAGAUGCUCUCUGCCUUUGCUAAGCUUGCUCUGCUUGGUCUGGAAAAGAGCAGCUUCAUUUACACUCAUGAUGAGGUUUUUUCCUGUGGCCUGAGCGAUGACGAUGUACAGGUGGGAUUUCUGAGGCCCGUCAGUCACUACGACACAUGUGGCACUUUGGCGACGUACGAGUUUCUCCAUGUGACCCUGCAGGCAUUUCUGGCUGCAUUUUGUCUUAUCAUAGAUCUUGACAUCAUUCCCACUGGGAUCCUGAGGUUCUUUUCUAGGUGUGAGUAUCAAAAGACAUCCCACUUUACCUGCCUGUCCUGUUUAUGUAGGUCGUCUCACCCAAGAAAUUCAGAUCCUUUUCAAACGAACGAGCACUUUCAGUACACAAACCUGUUCCUGUGCGGCCUGCUGUCCAAAUCUAAUGCCGUUCUCCUGGAGCACCUCAUACCCCCAGCAUCCCUGAAGAGAAAGCGCACAGCUCUGAAGUCCUACCUCUCAUCCAGUGUAAAGACACACCUGAGUGGCCUGCCUCGCUGCCCGAGCAGUGACUCCACUGAAAAAAAAGUGCAUGUGAUGCCAAACUUCCUGUGGAUGCUGCGGUGUAUAUUUGAGACAAACAGUGAGGAUGUGGCUCGUCUCACAGCUAAAGGAAUCUCAGCAGAUUACCUCAAGCUAGCGUAUUGCAACAUCUACUCAGCCGACUGCAGCGCUCUUAACUUCGUACUUCAUCACCACAGGAAGUGUUUAGCAGUUGAUCUGGACAACAACAACAUCAAUGACUAUGGUGUGAAGCAGCUCACGCCUUCCUUCAGAAAAAUGACCAUAAUCAGGCUCUGUGUGAACCAGCUCACCGACAGCAGUGUGGAAGUUUUGGCUGCAGAACUCAUCAAAUACAAAAUCGUAAAGGUUUUGGGACUUUACAAGAAUCACAUCACAGAUGCAGGAGCAAAACUGGUGGCGCAGAUCAUCACAGAGUGUCCUCAUCUGAGAAUCGUCAAACUUGGAUAUAACAACAUCACAGCUGUGGGUGCGGCAUUUCUUGCUGAAGCGAUUCAGAAAAGCAAAUCGAUCUUUGAUAUCGGCAUGUGGGGGAACAGCAUCGGAGACAACGGAGCUCACGCUUUCGCAGAGGCGAUAAAGAACCACGGCAGCUUAACCAACCUCAGUCUGUCGGCAAACGGGAUCACCUCGGAGGGAGGAAGGAGUUUAGCGAGAGCACUAGCUCAGAAUUCCAGCCUUCACAUCUUCUGGCUGAUUCAAAAUAACAUCUCGGAUGAUGCAGCAGAGGAGCUAGCAAAAGCAUUUCAGAAAAAUUCAGCUCUUACACACCUUAUGUUAAUCGACAAUAAGUUUUCAGUUUGUGGAGCAGAACAGCUCACUGAAGGUCUGAAACACAAUACAACAAUUAAAGAAGUCAAUUUAAAAGGGAACCAGAUCAGCGUGGAGGAAGAGACCCGUUUCAUUGUGGAGAAAAGACUUCGAUUCUGCUGAGGGAUUUAAUACCAGCACGUCCUGUUACACCACAGACAAUGCAACGUUUACACACCUGUACUAGCCUGUCCAAACCAGCCAAUCAGAGCAGGGAGGCAGACUCAAAAGGCACCUGUCCUCAUCUGGGUCACACAAAAGUAAAAGCAUUUCCACUAUGGUAUUCUUUAUUAUACAAGGACCAACAAAUAGCCUACACCUCAUGAUUAAAGUAAGCGUGGCAGAUCAUAAUACUUUAGCAGUUCACUCAGAUACUGUGGCACAAGACCAUUUUAUACGUUUAUAACCAUUUUAUAUGGUUUAUACCAUUUUAUAUGGUUUAUACGUAAAUAGUAGCAUUUUUAAAUAUAUGUGAAAUUUCACAGGGAGCCAAUGCAGUGAAGAUAAGAUAGGGGUGAUGUGCUCAUAUCUUCUGGUUCUAGUGAGGACUCUCGCUGCUGCAUUCUGGACUAGCUGAAGCUUGUGUAUGCACUUGAACAACCAGAAUGUGGGGUGUUACACUAAUUUAACCUAAAGUAAAGAAUAAUUUUAAAAUAUUACCCAGAGAUAGUAUAAAAAAGAACUAUAUGAGGACCUAAAACAGAACCUUGUAGAACACCAAUCUUUACUUGUACAAAGAAGUGAACAUUUAAAAAGGAGGACACUGAGCAUGCACGCGCAUAUACACACAAGCACACACACACACACACACACACACACAAAAAUACAUACAGCCCAAUACUAACACAGGGAGAACAUGCAGAGAAACGCUCAAAAUUAUUGCUGCUCAGCCACUAACCCUGAGCUCAGGAUCAACCUGAAACACUAGCCACCACUGUAGCCCCAUGCUGCUUAGAGCAUUUCAAGUGUUUCUGAAACCAACUGAAAACAUCAGUGUGUAACAGUAUAUGAUUGUUGAUGUGUGCUUCAGAUGAAAUUGUUCUGGUUUUAUCAAUGUGAAUUUUGUGUGAUUUUUUUUUUUUAAACGCUAUACCCCUCCUCCCGUUUUGUAACAACAGAUAAAUCAGUGUUAAUAAAAAAAAAAUACAGCA
Clarias gariepinus (North African catfish) is the source of this 4212-nucleotide messenger RNA. It is a transcript of the gene nod1, whose product is annotated as nucleotide-binding oligomerization domain containing 1. The transcript is spliced from 13 exons. Gene Ontology annotation, biological process: regulation of apoptotic process. Gene Ontology annotation, molecular function: protein binding. The coding region runs from base 335 to 3184 and encodes 949 amino acids. The record is from RefSeq and is a predicted model, not a curated record. NCBI's taxonomy places the organism in Eukaryota, Metazoa, Chordata, Actinopteri, Siluriformes, Clariidae.